AUGACGGGGAGAAGAGUGCCGCCUCAUCUGGCAGAGCACGAAGACGACGAGGACGCCGUGCAGAGGGGCUACGUCAAGGGCACGGAUUUCUCGCUGCCCUACUCGUCGCAGUGGUCGCGGGUGCACGACUCGGAGGUCAGGGAGGGCCUGCUGCGCCACGUGAACUGCGGCUAUCUCUCGACGCACGGGGUGCCACCGACGCUGCUCGCGCUCAAGCAGCACGCCCAGUCGCUGUGCGUGCUCAUCCACGCGCUCAACCCGACGCUGCGGUCGGCCGAGAUCAUGACGGGUGACCCCACGGAGAGGCCACGGCGUAAUCAGAACCCCGAGCUGGCGCCCGUCGAAGACCUCAUGGCCAUCAAGUACGAGCGCAACGACGCCUUCGACUUCCUCGUCGACCUGACGGUGCCGUACCACAACGACGACCCGAACCACAACAAGCCGCUCAACGGCCUCGUCAACGAAGUGCGCAGCCGCCACGAGGCCUACGGCACCAGCUACCACUGCGCGCUCGCCGAGACGACGGCGCGCCGCCCCGGCGAGGCGCAGAAGCCCUACGCCAACCUCCAUAGCCUGAUCAUGCACGCCAACGCGUGCCUGGAGCGGCUGGACCACGAGCUCAGCAGCACGGGCGGGCUGCUGAGCCUGCUGCCGGCGAACAACUCCACCGAGCACGACAGCAAAGAGCUCAAGAAGGCGCGCAGCAGCAUCCUCGGCUCGUACCUGCACUGGGCGCAGCUGCUGGUGGGCCGCAUGCACGACCUGGAGCGGGCGUACGGCAACGCGCUCGACGCGCUGGCGGGCGAGGCGGCCAUCCCGCACCAGUACCUCGGGGCGCUGGGGCCGGACGGGCGGUCGGGCCGCGAGAUCGCGUACCCGCAGGACCGGUGGGUGCUGGUCAACGCCGGCGACGACGUCUUCGACCACGUGCACAGCAUCCUCGACCGGCAGGAGGCGCUAGUGCAGGCCAAGGAGGAGGUGUGGCGGCGCAACGGCGCGUCGGGCGACCACGCGUGGUCUCUGGGCCGCGACGGCAAGGGCCGCGACUACGCCCGCGGCCUCGUGCCCGUCAACAUCAUGACGCGCUACUACCGGCUGGCGGGCCAGGGCCGCAACACGCUGUUCGUGCUGCCGGCGUGGGGCCACCACCCGGGCACGGCGCACACGCGCGAGACUGAGGACCAGCCAACAAUAGUCUCGUCGGCGCAGCCGCGGUUCCCGGCGCGAGCGACGGAGCUCGAGAAGCGGUACGACAGCCGCAUCGCCGAGGCGCAAAAGGCCGAGGCCGAGAACGCGUCCCUGCGUAGCCGCGCGCACCGGGCGCGCGCGCAGAUCGAGACCCUGACGGAACAGAACCGCCAGCUGGCGCUUACGCGCGACUCGCUCAUGCUCGCCACGGGCCGCGACGCCGCCCAGCUCGCCAACGACGCCCACGCCCUGCGCCAGCGCGCCCAGCGCGCCGAAGACGCCCUCCGCGACGCCCAGACCGCCCACGACAUUGCUGCCACCGACCGCGACCGCCUCCACCGCCAGGUCGAGCAGCUCGUCGAGGAGGCCGCCACGCUGCGCGCCCGCCUGCGCGAGGCUCGCCCCGACGCGCCCGAGGUCGCCGUGUGA
Lasiosphaeria miniovina is the source of this 1617-nucleotide messenger RNA. RefSeq lists its product as uncharacterized. Bases 1 to 1617 code for a protein of 538 amino acids. The record is from RefSeq and is a predicted model, not a curated record. The transcript has a single exon. NCBI's taxonomy places the organism in Eukaryota, Fungi, Ascomycota, Sordariomycetes, Sordariales, Lasiosphaeriaceae.